AUGCCUGACUACACGUACAAGAGCUCCGGCACCAACAGCCAGGGUAACCACUACUGCGCGCGUGACUACGGCAGCGGUGCUUCCAACUCCAACUCGUACCACUACUCCAACUCCACCUACUACAACGACGGUGCCGGAAGCUCCACCUACACUUCGCCCAGCGGCUACUCUACCACGCAGUCUGGAGAUGGCGGCAAGAAAUAG
Messenger RNA from Trichoderma reesei QM6a, 204 nucleotides. RefSeq lists its product as uncharacterized. The record is from RefSeq and is a predicted model, not a curated record. NCBI's taxonomy places the organism in Eukaryota, Fungi, Ascomycota, Sordariomycetes, Hypocreales, Hypocreaceae. The transcript has 3 exons. The coding region runs from base 1 to 204 and encodes 67 amino acids.